AUGAGGGGUUUACACGAAGCGGUAUACUCGGCUCUCCAGUGGAUACAGUUCACCAUGGCCGUGCUCAGUGUUAUAGGUUCCAGCUCAAUUAUUGCCUACGCCGUCUUUCAAAAUGCAGUGCGGUCCCCCGAGGUUCGUCCACUUUUCUACCUGAGCCUCUCUGACCUAUUUCUGGGCAUGUGCUGGCUCGCUGGGGCGCUUCUCUAUAGCACACCAACCUCCAAGCAGGAUCUCAUCUGCUAUAACCUGCAAGCGACAGGACAAAUAUUCUACGUGGCCUCUUUUCUAUACACUGUCAACUACACCUGGCAUCUGUACAUGGACCUGAAGAUGAAAUACCAUCAGAACCUUCACAGGAUGCCCCCCCAGGUUGUAGAAUAUGCAAGUUGCAUCGGCCGAAUAGCAACUAUCUCGUCUAGCCUGAUCCCUUUCCUUCUCAUGGUGCCUGUGUUUUGCCUGGGCAACAGCAGUAAUUGCUACCAGAACUUCAGCCAGAAGCAUGGAUGUCUCUUGAUGCACACGGAAAUAGCCAUGCCCACCAACGAGCCGCAAACCCUGAGUGGCUCUGUUUGCCAUGCGAUGCAUUUCUAUGGCAUCGGGGUCUUCCUCAUUUCCUUUCUGAUCAGCUUCGUAGCAAUUCUGGUUAUACUCAGUCAAGCCCGAGGUUUGUACAAAAGGUUCGUAAACUCCACAGGAUUCCUGGGGGAUCAGCAGUGGGCCAUGAUUAAAACGGUGGAACAACGAGUGGUUUUUUACCCCAUCGCAUUUUUCUGCUGCUGGGCCCCAGCUGUACUCCUUGGAAUACUGAAGCUGACAGUGUCAACAAACAGCAAAAUCUACAUGGCUCUUCUAAUUCUACAGGCUCUGACAGCAGCUUCCCAGGGGCUUCUGAAUUGCAUCGUGUACGGCUGGACACAGCACAUCUUCCUCUCCCUCAAACGCAACGCCUGCAGGGACGUUGACACUCAGACUCCUCUCUUGCGCUCCCAGAAGAAGUUCUAUGCCAGCACGCUCCCCGCCAGCCCGCCGGACACAGAGGGGUCCACGUCCACCCUGCUCUGAUGAAUCCCUGCGUCAAAGGAGAACAGGCAGCGUCCUAACGAGACCUUGUCGUGUUUUAGCAAUGUCAGCCAGACCCGGUAUCAGGCUGUCUGCUGCGAACUGUCUCGCCAGCAGGAAAGCUAGCUCUGCCUGAGCAGAGCUGUCGGAGACACUUUUAGUGAUGAUAGUUAUUUAUUUAACAGGUUUGUAUGGAUUGUAAAUGGAUUCUUUAAACAUGGUAAAUCUUUAGUACAGACUUUCUCCUUAUGGAAAUAUCUCUAGAAAUGCAGCAAAUGAUAUGUAACAGCUCAGAGAUCUGGUACAGCUCCUUUGAGGGUAGGUGGUCAAAGGAUGUUUUACUUCUCUAAGUAUUUGCCAUUACAAAUUAACAGUAAAGCAAAGGUGAAUAUUUUUCAAUCUCUGACUUUUAAUUCACUAUAAAAAUAAGAACAUGUACCAUACUAAUAGCCAACUGCAAGGAAUGAAAAAUUGCAAAGCGGCAUAAAAAAAACAGUGCUCACUUCCGUGCCUCGACUUUUUGCACAUUUCCCUUCUGUUCUUCAUGCCAACUCCUGCUCAGCUACAAUACUCAGAAAAAUAAGCUGCUUUGACCCGGUGGAGCAUCUCUCCUGAACCAGGUGAGCAGGACUUUGCAUGAAUCUGUCUAUACUCUUCUAGAUGCUCAAGUGAAUUAUUUACUAAGGUCCUACCGUUCUAUAGAAAAUAAAACAGAUCUUUAGC
Aptenodytes forsteri (emperor penguin) is the source of this 1782-nucleotide messenger RNA. It is a transcript of the gene TMEM116, whose product is annotated as transmembrane protein 116. Lineage: Eukaryota; Metazoa; Chordata; Aves; Sphenisciformes; Spheniscidae. Bases 1 to 1062 code for a protein of 353 amino acids. Gene Ontology annotation, biological process: adenylate cyclase-activating G protein-coupled receptor signaling pathway. The transcript has 12 exons. Gene Ontology annotation, cellular component: plasma membrane. The record is from RefSeq and is a predicted model, not a curated record. Gene Ontology annotation, molecular function: G protein-coupled receptor activity.